AUGCGCACGGAGGUUAUCAAGGCAGACACCAUUGAUGUGGCCGUUGAAGGAAUUCUCAAUGAACUCAAUAAAAGUAGACAGAACAUCAUCUACUUCGAUGGCUGGGAAGGACUGGGGGCAUCUGCCGUCCUGCAAGUCAUAGCUCGGCGCUUGGAAUUAAAGGAACCGACUAGGCCUCCUGGACUGGAUUUUGAGCAAGUCAUCCACAUCGACUGCUCAAAGUGGGAGAGCACAAGAGCACUCCAGAGAGAAAUCGCAGAGCAGCUGAAGCUUUCCAAUUGGGUGAUGAAGAUGUUUGACAAGCAGGAUGAGGAGGAUGAUUUCAAUGGGACUACUGAUCAAGGCUCUCGCACUGAGAUAGCAGAUGUUGCGGCAGAGAUCCAGAGGAGCAUGCAGGGCCGCAGGUUUUUGUUGGUUUUUCACAAUGGAAGCAAUGAGGAGAUUGACAUAUCCAGAAUUGGUCUUUCGGUAUACCCCUAUUUGACCAACAAGGUGAUAUGGACCUUCCAAGGGAGGUUUAGGAUGGACCCCAAGAUGAAAGACAAGGUCAUGAAGAACACAACAGAUGUUCUUCUCUCAGCUUCAUGCUAUAAGAAAGAUCGAGAAGAGCUCUGGUCCUAUCUACUACAUCAAGAGGCUACACAAGUUGCUUGCAAGCAUGACAUCAGUCCUGCAAUAGUUGUCGAGUGUUUCUUGUAUUUGUUGGGACUAAAUUGCAUCCGCGGCCAUCUUGUGGACACUGAGUAUGAUUUGGCUAUACAUACUUGCAACUAUUGGAUAUGUGAUCGUAUCAUACAGAAAAUCCCAGAUAGUGGUGAAGAAGCAUGGCAAGUUGGUCAGACACUCCAGGGUGAGAUCCGACUGGGUAUGUGUUACCAGCAGAAUGAUUUGACCCCUCACUUGGUAAUGCAUACUGAGAAAAGGCCACACUGGACUUCACCAGCUUAUGGAUAUGUACUGGUUCCGGCUGGAGUUGUCCCUAGUAGAAUGUUUCAACAUAUUGACAAGCUUGGCGUGAUAUCAAGGUGUAGCUUCAGCUUUUCAUGGCCCCCGUUUAUGUGGUGCCACGGCCUUAGAUUUCUAUGGCUUGACCACUGCCAAGACUUAAGAUCCACAGAUGCAGAAUGGAGGAAAGAUGAGGAAGACACCACUAGGUCGUGGGCAUGCUUCCAAAGCUUGUGGGUUCUUGACUUGCGCUACACUGAUUGUGAUUGGAUUUUGUCCGCAAGGGUGAUGGAUCUCAUGACCCAGCUCAGGGAGCUAAACGUAAUGGGAGCUGAGAAUUGGGACAUGAGCCAUUUACGGGGACGGUUAUGUAACAUUCGCAAGCUUCGGGUAAGAAAGUCCACUUGCUUCUUCAGCAAUAAUGUGUUCUCUGAGAUGGACAGUAUGGAACUUCUUGAUUUUUCAGGAAAUACCAUCACACAAGGCAUGACAAGCUUAUCUGGGCCAGCCAGCAACAGUAGCCUGAAGUGCGUCACUAUUGAUGGAUGUGAUGGUUUAAAAAUCAUCUCUUUCAGGGGCUGCAAAGAAUUGGCGAACGUGUUCUUGAAAGGAUUAUUGAGGGGUCUUGAGGAGCUGGAACUCUCAGGCACAAGAGUGAAAACCCUCAACCUGACUGGAGUGGAAGCCAGAUCACUCCCCAAGCGGAUCAUCCUGCUAGGCUGCGAGAAGCUCCGUGCAAUAUUGUGGCCACCAAGUGUGACACAGUAUCAGUUGCCCAAUGUGCUGCACAUUGACACCACACCUCCAUCAGCAACAGCUUACGGAGGGGAGGCACCACUUGUGCAUCCACAUGUUGGUCUAUCCCUCCAACAGCAGAAAGAAGAAAUAUUUAAGAGUGGAUGGCGAAUUCGUGUCACGGAUGCAAGGCUCCUUAGGUCCCUCUCUGCUGGAUUCUCAGCCCUACAUAUUGAUAUAUGUACGGCAGCUGUUGUUGGUGGUAGCAACAUCCAAGGAACAAGCAGUAACAAACUAGUGCAAGUCCAACCACAUACAAGCAUCUUAAUGCACUCGAAGUACAGUGAUACCUUUGGUAAUGACACAGUUGCUGCAGUGAUUAUGGAGGACUGUCCCAAGAUAUGGCAGUCUUUCACCAUACAUACAUGUUUCAUGAAGGUGAUGAUGCACGGGCAGGGCAACAAACUCUUGGAGGAUGCUGUUGGUGCUAGUACUAGUGCUUUGUUAUUGCCCAAGUGUAUAUGUGACUUGGUUACAUCGCUGCACGUGUAUGAUAACUUGUCCAUCACUAGCAUCCCUGGACCUCCCCAAGGAUCAGGAUGGCAUAGACUAAGAUGGUGCCGCGUGGAGAGAUGCCCCAGGUUACACACAGUCUUCACUGUCCCCCAUGGCACUAGCGAGGACCUUGGCGAGGACAGCUUUCGGGAUCUGGAAACAUUAUCGGCGUCCAAGCUCCUCUAUGCACUAUACAUCUGGGACAGGCAAGUUGAAAAAGGUUAUUUGAAUUCCCUGGUGUUAUUGCACCUGGACCACUGCCCCAGGCUCGUACAUGUGCUCCCCUUCGCCAUACGGACAAAACACACCUUGUAUUACCUUGAGACCCUUGAGAUAGUGUACUGCGGUGACCUCAAGGAGGUAUUCCCUCUCCCUUUGAGCCCUGAGCUUCAAGAGCAGAAUAAAAUUCUAGAAUUCCCCAGUUUGAAGCGCAUCCACCUGCAUGAGCUCCCAAAGUUGCAGCGCAUCUAUGGGCGUAGUAUAUCUGCACCUUACCUUGAGACCGUCAAGAUCAGGGGCUGCUGGAGCCUUAGGCGUCCUCCUGCCGUCGGACGCUACACCGAGCCGCCCAAGGUGGAGUGCGAGAAGGAAUGGUGGGACAACCUAGAGUGGGACGGGUUGGAAGAGUACCACCAUCCUUCGCUCUACGAGCCGACCCACUCGUUGUACUACAAGAAGGCCCAGCUGCCAAGAGGCACAGUACUCUGGUAA
Messenger RNA from Triticum turgidum subsp. durum (durum wheat), 2946 nucleotides. The record is from the annotation of a GenBank genome assembly. Lineage: Eukaryota; Viridiplantae; Streptophyta; Magnoliopsida; Poales; Poaceae.